GUUAAUCUCCUCCUCCUCCUCCUCCUUGCUUCCUCUCUCCCCCUCCCCCUCCCCCUCCCCCCGCUUCCGCAUGCCCAUGCCGCGUGGCUGGAUCCCCCCGUCAAUCCCGACCGCCCGCGUACCCUCGCUAUUUCCUCCUCCGCCGACUCGCAGAGCGAGAUGUUCUACGAUUGGGUAGGGAGGGUGGGGAACAAGCAGCUGCGUCAACACGGACCGGCGGUCCCGAUCGCGACGUCGCCUCUGGAUGCCGAUAGCGCGGACGAGUCGGUCGGGGUCCAGACCGUCUCGCCGGGCGUCCGAAUGAGAGCCAGGGAGUGGACCGGCUACCGCGCCGACGUGGUCGUCGCGCAAGACGGCACGGGAUCCGCAAGAUCCAUUCAGGAAGCCGUUAAUCGCGCGCCGAUUGAUGGGAUCAACCGUUUUGUCGUAUUCAUAAAGGCGGGAGUGUACGAGGAGAAGGUCCACGUGGACGCGCCACGUGUCACGUUGAUCGGCGAGGAUCCGUCGACGACCGUCAUCCAGUGGGGCGACACGGCGGCCAUGACCGACCCCCUCACUCAGACCCGUAUGGGCACUAAUCGGACGGCGACCGUGGGGAUCGACGGCGACCGGUUCUCCGCCCAAGACAUCACGUUCAAGAACACGGCCCCGCGGCCCAUGGUCACGGACGGCGGCCAAGCGGUCGCCUUGCGCUGCGGCGGCGACAUGAGUGCUUUCUAUAAUUGUCGUUUUCUGGGCUACCAAGAUACGCUCUACGUUGUGACUGGGCGGCAAUAUUUCAAAAGCUGCUAUAUUCAAGGCUCGGUGGAUUUCAUUUUCGGCAAUGCAACGGUCAUGUUCGUCGACUGCGACUUGUAUGCUGACGUGGACGUCAACGGGGGGUAUCUGACAGCGCAGAAAAGGGGGGUGCCACUGGAGCACACAGGAUUUGUGUUCAUCAGGAACAGAGUGAGCGGCAACGGGCAAGUGUACCUAGGGAGGGCAUGGGGGAACGCAUCGAGGGUAGUAUUCGCGUAUACAUUAAUGGAUGACGUCAUCGUUCCGUUAGGUUGGGACAGUUGGGACAAGGCGAUCGGGAUGAUCUUUUAUGGGGAGUACAGGUGCACGGGACCGGGGUCCGCUAGGAUCAUCGCAUUCAAGGAGUUGAUCGGACAUGCCGCGUGUGAAUCGAUCGCGAAUGGGAUCCCGGCGCACACGGCGGCGAGACUUCAGCACGAGGACAAUGGGACCCCGGCAGACGGCCGCGGGACUUCAGCUUCUCAUUUUGCGCAUUUGGUUUACGGUGCAUCUUUCCAUGUUCUAGCGGAAGAUUCAUUCUCAGUUUGCGCAUUUGUUGUUGGCUUUUCUGCUGUUCGAGCUAGGGAAAGGUUUGAUGCGCCGGAAAUUGUGAGCUUGCCACCAUCCGCCAAGACAGCUGAAAAGCGAUUGCUCGUCUCUGUGGACUCUGUCUGAUCAAGCAAAAGGAAGCUGCCACGUCCUCUCUGCCGAGAGAUGACUCGCCUCCAUCAACUUAACUAACUAUGUAUGUCAUUGAGAGC
Messenger RNA from Chara braunii, 1538 nucleotides. The record is from the annotation of a GenBank genome assembly. Lineage: Eukaryota; Viridiplantae; Streptophyta; Charophyceae; Charales; Characeae.